This is a messenger RNA of Siniperca chuatsi (mandarin fish), 5816 nucleotides long. It is a transcript of the gene cgnl1, whose product is annotated as cingulin-like 1. The coding region runs from base 398 to 4366 and encodes 1322 amino acids. The record is from RefSeq and is a predicted model, not a curated record. Gene Ontology annotation, cellular component: myosin complex. Lineage: Eukaryota; Metazoa; Chordata; Actinopteri; Centrarchiformes; Sinipercidae. The transcript has 20 exons.
GGAGGCGGAGCGGCCCGGAGGGUCGGGCGUCUUUCUGAAACUGCCCUGCUCUCUCUCUCUCUCUCUCUUAGGAAACAACACAGGACUAAAUAAGUUAGCAAGCGGUGGUGUGGGCACCUUAGCUUAACCGUUUAUCUUCUUUAAAAAUCCUUUCAAACAAACGUUUAUAACCAGCGAUAACUGAACCAGAGAGAAAAACGACGCUGCACUCUUCUUCCUGGACAGGACACUUUGCCUUGGCCCAUUUCUUCCCUCCUGUGCAGACGAAAGAGUGUGAAGCUGACUAAUUCAAGCACCAAGAUCAACCAGUCAUUAUGUUCCUUGACUUGUCAAAACUAAGCUGAGAGGUGGGCCUCCUGAUCCAGGGAGAGGGAUUUAUUCUCCUUCUGCAUUCCUGAUGGAGUCGUACAGAGUGACUGGCAUUCCCAACAGCGGACCACAGCGGGGCCACACUCAGCUGUCCCGCCCCUCCAGGCCCCACAGUAAUGGAGCUGGUACAUACGGUCUCAGCAUCCGUGUCCAGGGUAUAGAUGGACACCCCUACGUAGUUCUCAACAACCAGGACAGGGGUCCUCACUCCUAUAUCGACCCUAACAGUAACGGGUACAUCAACACAGAGGGCUCUUUUAUUGAGAACUUUGAGGAGUAUGAUUUUAGGGGAGGAAAGGAGGCUGGAUCCAGCAGCCCCUUCAUGGAGUACAGGUCUCAGAAGAUGAUGCAGUACCCUGGGUCUCAAAAUGGUGUCGCAGAUUCACAAGGAAAGAAACCAUCCACCCUUCUGAACUUUCAGAAGCACCCUGAGAUACUGCAGCCGUAUGAUCCAGACACCAACUCCCUGAACCUUGAUUGUAUCCGCAGCCUGCCUUCAAGGCCUCUGCCUCUGGCUGAGACUGGGAACCAACAACAGAGUUCCUCUUCCAAAUCUGCUGCACCUGCACCGUCCCACAGCAAGUUAUCAAGCCUGGACCAGAAUAAAGCUCCUGUGCAGCAAGAGAAAAGGCAGCUUUCAUCCCAGAGCCUGAGUGAGACAGCCCUUCCUAAGCCGAAGUCACAGCCUCAGUCUUUGCCUCCAGCCCAGCCCUCUCAGACCAGGCCGCAAUCACAAGUGGCUCAGCCACAGUCCAAACCUCGUCUAGCAAACCUGAAUUUACCUCAGUCCAAGCCAGGCUCUAAAACUCAGAACCAACUGGUGUCUGCAGUCCAGCCUCAGCCCACCACUGUGUCGAGUCCCAUGAGUGAGCAGAGCAAGACAUCAUGCAGAUCCCCCAGUUCUAUGAGCAGUGCCAACUCCAGCCUCGAGCGCACCCGCCGUGAGCCUGAUGUCCUUCCUCUACGCAGGACUGACUCCAGUGGGCCUGUUCUUCAGUCCUCUUCCCGCUCCCGCCACUCCUCCUCAUCUUCCACCUCUAAGGCUCUGGCGGAUGACCAGAUGGAGGCCCUUUACGCAGACACCAUCAACCGCCACGAAAACCGCCGCUACAUCCCUUUCCUCCCAGGUUCAGGAAGAGACAUUGACACAGGCUCCAUUCCUGGUGUCGAUGAGCUCAUUGAGAAGUUUGAUGGCAAAGAUGGCAGCCAACAGCGCAGGGGCAGGGCGGGGCGCAGGAACAGGAUCAAUCCAGAGGACAGGAAGCGCUCACGCAGUGUGGAUAGCGCCCUCGGCCUGCGAGAUGGCUCUAGCUACAUGGACACGUUUAGCCGCCAGCGAGGCACAUCGAUGGAGCAUGUCCUGCGGCCCUCACAGCUACGGCUGCAGAAAACAGCCGGCAGUCAGGACUCCUGGCUCACAGCUGUAGAUGGUAAGGUGGACUCCAGGGCUUCAUCUCGUGCCACUAGCGCACCUGGCUCCCCACAGAGCACCAUCUCUAAAGCUGUCGGCUCCAUACAGGGUUACAAAAAGCCACAGACACGCUCCUCUUCAGUACCAUUCACAAGUAAAGAGAGCGAGGACAGUGUCUCCUCAGUUGGAAAGGUUUCGACAACAUUGCUGUCAACAUCACUAUCCAAGCCUUCUUCCACCGCAGACAAAAAGUCCAGUACGGAGGCUGAUGUCCAGGCGACACCCGAUCUUCUGAAAGGUCAGCAGGAGCUUUCACAACAAACACAUGAAGAGACAGCAAAACAAAUUUUGUUCAGUUAUCUUAAGGAUGGAAGCAAUGACAAUGAUGAAACCACGAAGAGAAAGGUCAACCUCGUUUUUGAGAAGAUACAAACGUUGAAGUCUAGAGCCACGGCGAGUUCACAAGACGACAACAAAUCCCUGGACUUUGCUGCGCAGACCAAAGCUCUGCAGGAGCAAAAUGCCGUACUGGAGAAAGAAAUGACCGACCUGAAGAGACAACUUGAGAAGAACCAGGCUGACAAGAGGACAGCAGCAGGUUUGAAAGAGCUGCAGCAGGAGCUGGAGCGGAGUGCAGACGAGUGCAAGCGUCUGAAGGAAAAACUAGCCAAAACAGAGGCCGAGCUCCAGACCACAGUCGAAGAGCUGUUCCAGGUGAAGAUGGAGAGGGAGCAAUACCAGACAGAGAUCAGAGACCUGCAGGACCAGCUGUCAGAGAUGCAUGACGAGCUCGACUCGGCCAAGAAGUCAGCCUCUGAUGGAGAGAAAGACAUCAUUAUGGCGGACAUGAUGCAACUGAAGGUGGAUAUGCAGGAAGUUCUACUGGCCAAGGAGGAGCAGGAAGAGGUGCUGAGGAGGCGGGAGAGGGAGCUGACAGCUCUGAAAGGAGCCCUAAAGGAGGAAGUGGCCGUUCAUGAUCAGGAGGUGGACAAGAUGAGGGAGCAGUAUGAGAAGGAAAUAAGCAGGCUGCAGACGUCUUUGGAGGACGCCAAGCAGAGCAGCGCAGCAAUGGUCCGUGAGAAGGCUGAAGUGGAGGCAGCCAAGGGCGCAGUGGAGGGCCAAGCAGGACGGCUAACCCAAGAGGCUGAGCGGCUGCGCAGACGGGCACAGGAGCUGGAAAAUGAGGUGGCCAAACUCAACCGCAUCAUCGACGAGGCCAAGCUACAGGAGAGCAAGCUGGGGGACAGAGUUGGCCGACUGGAGAGAGAAAAAAAGCAAUUGGAAGAAUCUUUUGCUGAAAUUAAGGAGCAAGAAGAGGAGAUGUCACAUGCCAAUCGAGCAUUGACCAUUCGGUUGGAAGAUGUGCAGAGGAACUUGACCAAACUGAGCAGUGAGCACAAGGACUUGGAGGAGAGGUUACAAGAAGAGAGGGCUCAGAAGGAGCAAUUCAAGAACAUGAAGAACGACAUUGAGGAUGAGAGGAGAUUGCUGGACCGUACAGUGGAGAAACUCCAGAAGGAGAUGAAUGACAUUGUGGAUGCGUCCCAGUCGUCCACUCGGGAGCUGCAGGAGCAGAUUGAUAUUUAUAAAGAGAAGAACCGUCGGGAGUUGACAGAGCUGCAGAGGCUUCUGAAAGAGCGAGGACAGGAGCUGGAUAAGUACCUACUGGCUACCAAAACCCUGCAAGAAGAGUUGUCACACCAGGAGAAGGACCUGCAGCGGUGUCAGAGGGAACGAGAUGAGGCUCUGCUCAGGGAGAAGACACUGGAGAAAAAGAUUCACGAUCUGGAGGUGGAGGCUGAGACAAAGUCUCAAGCUAAAGACGACAAAGCUCGACACAUCAAACUCAUGGAGGACAGGGUUGCUCAGCUGGAGUUGGACCUGGAUGAGGAGCGUCAGAGUGGAGACCAGCUGAUGGACAGGAUAGACAGAGGAAGAGAGCAGGUGGAGCAGAUGAGGAAUGAACUCCUACAGGAGAGGGCUAGCAGACAGGACCUGGAGUGUGACAAGAUGGCUCUGGAGAGACAGAACAAAGACCUGAAGAGCAGGGUGUCUCAUCUAGAGGGCUCCCAGAAGUCCAACAAAGAGGGCCUGGUAGCCCAGCUGGAGGAUCGCAUACAGGAGCUGGAGGAGAGGCUGGAGGGGGAGGAAAGGGAGCGUGCCAACCUGCAGCUGGUGAACCGCAGGCUGGAGAGGAGGGUAAAAGACAUGAUGAUGCAAGGUGAAGAAGAACAUCAUUCAAUGCAAGAUCAAAAGGACCAAUUGAAUCUGCGUCUAAAGGCCUUGAAACGGCAUAUGGAUGAGGCUGAGGAGGAGAUCGACCGACUGGAGCACAGCAAGAAGAAGCUGCAGAGAGACCUGGAUGAGCAACAGGAGGCCAACGAGCAGCUCCAGAGCCAGCUCAAAGCUCUACGAAGUGAGAUCAGGCGUAAGAGCACCUCUGCUCCGCUGCUCAACAAUCUGGACGACGACGAUGACGACGAUGACGAUGACAUCAGCACCGAUGGGGAGACGUACUUCAGCUCAUCAUCGGGGUACAAGCGCUCCUCAAGUCAGGACAACAUGUUGUCCACCUUCACUUUGUAAACUAACCCUGAGGUCGAGGGUAAAGCUGCUUUAUGUGCAUCACUGUUGGACCAAAUGGCUGGAGAUCCGUGCCAAGUGCUUUUAAACAAAACUGUAGAUAUUACACCGAAACAUCUGUGUAAAUACUUUCCAGCGAUUUGAGAUCACUGAAAUGUUUUUUGGUGAAAAUCUACACUUUAACAGAGUUCACAUAAUUCUCCAGGAUAUGAAUUCUGGGUAAAAUCCCAAUGUCCAUAAAUUCACUCAGUAUUAUUUGAGCAGCUCUGAGGUUAAUGGAUGAAAUCCUAAAGGUUUUGAUGUUUUAGCCUGUCCCAUAGAAAUUAAAUGUAUAUACUGUUUAAUUUGGUAAUUUUACGUUCCCACAUUAAGUCUUAUGUAAAUUUGUCAGUUCUAUUCUGAGUGGUUUUUCCUUUGUUAAGAAAUGGAUUACACAUGCUUGUUAAUGAUUAUCCUAGCAUUAGUAAACUUGAAAACACUCUUUAAUGCACUGUAAAACGACGCAACCAGUACUGCCUUUGUGAACAAGUUAUUAACCCUUAUGUUUUUAUGCCUAUCAAAUAUGUCACAUUUACAUACAAAAAUUUAUAUUUAGAUACUGUAUCAUUCUGCCAAAUAAAAUAUAUUUACCUUUUUUUAAAGAAUGAAGAUCAAAUCCAAUAUAUGAAGUGAGGAGUGCCAGGAUAUGUAUAUUUUUAUUUAUUCAUGGUUAAAUAUACAAAAUCCUGGCCCAGUGAGGGAUUUAGGGAACAGUAAAUGAGGGACUUUGUACACAUCCAUUUUUAUAAAGUUUUAUAUGGUUUGAUGACAAAUAAUAGAUCCAUGAAAAUAUUAUCAACAGGCAUUCAUUGUAGUUUUAUCACAGGUUACUCCAAAUAUUAGCAACAUCACAGUAUUGCUUAUACAUCUAUUGGAAAACGCUGCUUCAUGCAAUCAUGUGGAAUACCUAAAUUAACUUUCUUUAGUCUUUUCUGUCAUUGUGGUGUCCAAAUCAGACUUCACUUCAGUUACAGCACUGAGCAAAGCUACACAUAUCAAAACCAUUUAAUCUCUGAAGACAUUAUUAUACUAGAAACACUUUGAUUUAACUUCUAUCUCUGGUGAUUUCUCUCCUGAAUGGGGGGGGUCUGGUUUGAGUCUUUUUGAUUAACCUCAUACAUGUGUUUGAAUUGUGCCACCGUGUACAUAAGGCCCUGCAAUACCUGUAAAAGAGCAUGUGCGGGCCUCCUCUAAUUUUCCUUGAACUGAAUGAGGGAAUUUCUUCAGAUGAGAUAAACUGAUGUUUUUGCUACACUGUGAUGAUUUGCACUCUCUGUUGGCUGAAUAUGCCCAAGUCUGACACCUGCGGAGGGAGAGUGGAUUGAGAUAAAUUCCUGCCACUACCUCUCUGUACACAUUUGUAUGUUCAUAAAUCCUGCUGAGACUAAAAUAAAGUUACUUCCAGUUACUCUCA